ACCGGCACAUCAUUCGUAUCUCGCGUGCCGGCCGCGGCACAUCACAUCGGCUCGUUUCUUGUUCGACACAAAUAAACCCGACGUUCUCAGUGGCCCGGACUUUAAGAUGUCCGUGUCAGAAGCAGAUCAUGAGAAGAGGAAACAGAUCUCGGUCAGGGAAAUCGUUGACGUUGAAAACGUCGUUAAUUUAAAAAAAACUUUCAAUCGACAUCUCCACUACACCCUUGUCAAGGAUCGCAACGUAGCUACCAGCCGCGAUUAUUAUUUCGCCCUCGCCCACAGUGUCAAGGACAACCUAGUCUCGAGAUGGAUUCGAACCCAACAGUAUUACUACGAGAAGGAUCCAAAGAGGGUCUACUACCUCUCCCUCGAAUACUACAUGGGGAGAUCCCUGCAAAACACCAUGAUCAAUUUAGGCAUACAGGGUGCUUGCGAUGAAGCCAUGUACCAGAUGGGUUUGAACAUCGAAGAGUUGGAGGAACUCGAGGAAGACGCGGGUCUUGGCAACGGAGGUCUAGGACGUUUGGCGGCAUGCUUUUUGGACAGCAUGGCUACUCUGGGUCUCGCUGCCUAUGGAUACGGCAUAAGAUACGAAUACGGAAUCUUUGCGCAAAAGAUCAAGAACGGCGAACAAACCGAAGAGCCGGACGAUUGGCUCCGUUUUGGUAAUCCCUGGGAAAAAGCGCGUCCCGAAUUCAUGCUACCCGUGAAUUUCUACGGGCACGUUAUCGAUACUCCGGAGGGCAAAAAAUGGGUGAACACGCAGGUUGUGUUCGCGAUGCCGUACGAUAGUCCGGUCCCUGGAUACAAUAACAACGUUGUCAACACCCUGAGGCUGUGGUCGGCGAAAUCUCCCGUUGAAUUCAAUUUGAAAUUCUUCAACGACGGUGACUACAUCCAGGCCGUUAUUGACCGAAACUUGGCGGAAAAUAUAUCCAGAGUUCUCUACCCCAAUGACAAUUUCUUCGAGGGUAAAGAGCUGCGUUUGAAACAGGAAUAUUUCAUGUGCGCUGCAACGCUUCAGGACAUCAUUCGUCGCUACAAAUCCAGCAAAUUCGGAUCGCGGGAUCAUCACAGAACAGAUUUUGACGCCUUCCCAGAUAAGGUGGCGAUUCAAUUGAACGACACGCAUCCCUCUUUGGCCAUACCAGAGCUCAUGAGAAUCUUGAUCGAUGUGGAGGGUCUCCCAUGGGAGAAGGCCUGGGACAUCACCGUUCGCACUUGCGCCUACACGAAUCACACCGUUCUUCCAGAGGCGUUGGAGCGUUGGCCGACAAGUUUGCUGGAGAGCAUUCUCCCUCGUCACAUGCAGAUUAUUUAUCACAUUAAUUUCUUGCAUCUUGAACAAGUACGGGUAUUCUUCAAGGGUGACGCAGAACGUAUUCGCCGUAUGUCCCUUAUCGAAGAGGAUGGGGAGAAACGUGUCAAUAUGGCUCACCUUUCUAUCGUUGGAAGUCACGCGGUCAACGGUGUUGCUCGCAUCCAUUCAGAAAUUCUUAAAGACAGCGUAUUCAAUGACUUCUACGUCAUGACACCUAGCAAAUUCAUGAACAAGACUAAUGGCAUCACUCCAAGGAGAUGGUUGCUAUUGUGCAACCCAACUUUAUCAGAUCUGAUCGCUGAGAAAAUCGGGGACGAAUGGACCGUCCAUUUGGAUCAGCUCGCGCAACUCAAACAAUGGGCUAAAGAUCCGGGCUUCCAACGUAGUGUUAACAAAGUUAAACAGGAAAACAAAUUGCGCUUGGCACAAUUACUCGAAAGAGAUUACGGUGUCAAGAUCAACCCUGCUUCCAUUUUCGACAUUCAGGUGAAACGUAUUCACGAAUACAAAAGGCAGCUGCUCAAUUGUCUGCACAUAAUCACACUGUACAAUCGUAUAAAGAAAGAUCCGUCCGCGCCGUUCGUACCUCGCACAGUUAUGAUCGGCGGUAAAGCAGCUCCAGGAUAUCACAUGGCUAAGAAAAUAAUCAAGCUUAUAUGCAGCGUCGGCAAUGUCGUCAAUAACGAUCCGAUCGUUGGAGAUAAACUUAAAGUUAUCUUCCUCGAAAACUACAGGGUCACUUUGGCCGAACAGAUCAUACCGGCUGCGGAUCUUAGCCAACAGAUCUCAACGGCCGGCACGGAGGCAUCUGGAACGGGAAACAUGAAAUUCAUGUUGAACGGCGCCCUCACCAUCGGAACGCUUGACGGUGCGAAUGUUGAGAUGGCCGAGGAGAUGGGCAACGAAAAUAUCUUUAUCUUUGGUAUGACGGUCGACGAAGUUAAUGCUCUGCAGAGGAAGGGCUAUAAUGCGUACGAUUAUUACAACAAACUACCCGAAGCGAAGCAGUGUAUUGACCAGAUUCAGGGCGGAUUUUUCAGUCCUAGCAAUCCUGACGAGUUCAAGGAUAUCGCUGAUGUCAUAAUGAAGUGGGACAGGUUCUUGCUUCUUGCUGAUUAUGAAGAUUAUAUCAAGACUCAAGAUCGUGUCAGCGAAGUGUACCAGGACGAAAGCAAGUGGGUAGAAAUGGCUAUUCACAAUAUCGCCUCGUCCGGGAAAUUUUCGUCGGACAGAACGAUCGCCGAAUACGCACGCGAGAUUUGGGGAGUUGAACCGACUUGGCAGAAGCUUCCACCACCUACUGAACCACGUGACAUUUAAACAGCUGUUAGCUGCCAAUCGGGAAUAAUCCAACCAUCGCCAUCCUAUUCAUUAGUUCUGGAAUGAUUCAUGCAGAAAUACACACGCGAUGUCCUAUUUGUUUACUGAACAUCGAUGGGGGAAACAAUCGUUUCUGAUUUACCAAGUUUCUCGCUCACCUGGCAGUCAUUGUGACAUAAUUUUGUAAUCUGUUAUUCAUAUACGUCAUAUGAGAAUUUGUUAAGUUUCAAAGAUAAAGUUCAUUCUAUCCAAA
This is a messenger RNA of Athalia rosae (coleseed sawfly), 2894 nucleotides long. RefSeq names its product glycogen phosphorylase (gene Glyp). NCBI's taxonomy places the organism in Eukaryota, Metazoa, Arthropoda, Insecta, Hymenoptera, Athaliidae. Gene Ontology annotation, molecular function: pyridoxal phosphate binding; glycogen phosphorylase activity. Gene Ontology annotation, biological process: glycogen catabolic process. The record is from RefSeq and is a predicted model, not a curated record. The transcript is spliced from 11 exons. Gene Ontology annotation, cellular component: cytoplasm. Bases 107 to 2641 code for a protein of 844 amino acids.